CACUAACCUGUGCUCACCUGAGAUAUCAUUAGUUGUGUGUCGACCCAUCCAUCCAUGUGAAUUGGAUUCUGUGUAUCCAGCCUUGUUUUCUGCAUCUCCACCCCUUCGAGACACGCCGUAGACCUGACCAUCACCAUCACCUCUAGAAGCAGUGAUGGCAGUCCAGCCUAUAGUGAGCGUACAGCCAAGCAUGUUUCGGUCCCCUGCUGACAUAAAGACUGAGGUGUGGAGCAGCGGCAUCUUUGACUGUUGUGACAACAUGAAUAUCUGUUGCUUGGGGUUCUGGUGCCCAUGCUGUCAGAGAUGUCAGACCAGUACAGACUUUGGAGAGUGUUUCUGUCUCCCCCUGCUGGACAUUUUCAUCUACUGGGUCCCAGUUUCUUCUCUGGCCCUCCGGAGCACCAUGAGGGAGAGAUACCGCAUCCGGGGGACCAUGUGCAAUGACUGCCUCUUGGUCACCUGCUGCACCCCCUGUGCCUGGUGCCAGAUGGCCCGAGAGCUGAAGUUACGUCAGCGCCCUCUCCUCCUCGUCAAUGUCCCAUCCCCUGUCCAGAUCAACAUGUAUCCCCCUCAAGCCCCUCACCCCUCUAUGUCUCUACAGCCUAUGCCUGUAGGACUCUACCCCUCCGCGCCACAAUAUAGCUAGCAUAAGCAAGAGAUAAAUGAGGGGGUUGUGGAUGAAUGCCAUUCUAGAAUGUGAAACAGGCAGCACAGCCAGCCAACAGUGCAUCACAUAGGUAUCUGUUUAAAAAAAUGAUAGAAAAGCAAACACUUUUAGAGAAAUCAUAACAUUAUCAGGAAAUCAUAACACUAUCAGAAUGACAAUGAUUGCAAUGAAUGAAUUAAAAUAUAAACGUCCUUAGUGUUUUAUAUAGCUUGUUAGACGCUAACACUUAAAAUGACACGAUUAACACAACCAUGCAACUACGGUAUCUGAUUCAUGUACCAUACCAAUUUUGUACUUUAGAGAAUAUUAAUGUAAUUAAUAAAAUAUUUUAACUUUAA
Salmo salar (Atlantic salmon) is the source of this 1005-nucleotide messenger RNA. RefSeq names its product plac8 onzin related protein 6 (gene ponzr6). The record is from RefSeq and is a predicted model, not a curated record. Lineage: Eukaryota; Metazoa; Chordata; Actinopteri; Salmoniformes; Salmonidae.